Molecule: messenger RNA, 468 nt
Organism: Knipowitschia caucasica
Lineage: Eukaryota; Metazoa; Chordata; Actinopteri; Gobiiformes; Gobiidae
Source: the annotation of a GenBank genome assembly
AUGCUGGGACUAGAUGCUGCAGGCAAGACCACAAUACUUUACAAGCUCAAGCUUGGACAGUCUGUGACUACAAUCCCCACAGUUGGAUUCAAUGUAGAAACUGUCACCUACAAGAACGUGAAGUUCAACGUGUGGGAUGUUGGGGGCCAAGACAAGAUCCGGCCUCUGUGGCGACACUACUAUACAGGCACCCAGGGGCUAAUAUUUGUGGUGGACUGUGCUGACAGAGAUCGCAUUGAUGAGGCACGACAAGAGCUCCAUCGCAUCAUUAACGACCGGGAGAUGAGGGAUGCCAUCAUCUUGAUCUUUGCCAAUAAGCAGGAUCUCACUGAUGCCAUGAAGCCCCACGAAAUCCAAGAAAAGCUCGGGUUGACGCGCAUCCGCGAUAGGAAUUGCCACUCCCUAAUAGUUAGAGAGAAAAUGAGUCUCCCUUUCUGGAGCAGUGCCUGUUGGCUCCAGGGAGCGUGA